Malurus melanocephalus (red-backed fairy wren) is the source of this 3236-nucleotide messenger RNA. RefSeq names its product microtubule affinity regulating kinase 3 (gene MARK3). The transcript is spliced from 19 exons. Gene Ontology annotation, cellular component: cytoplasm; plasma membrane. NCBI's taxonomy places the organism in Eukaryota, Metazoa, Chordata, Aves, Passeriformes, Maluridae. The record is from RefSeq and is a predicted model, not a curated record. Gene Ontology annotation, molecular function: protein serine/threonine kinase activity; ATP binding. Gene Ontology annotation, biological process: intracellular signal transduction; protein phosphorylation. The coding region runs from base 604 to 3030 and encodes 808 amino acids.
GCGGGGCGGGCGGGGGGCAGGCAGGGAGGCAGCGGCGGGCGGGCACCCACCGAGCGUCCGCAGCCCGCGGGGCACCGGCCUUCUCGGAGCCUAGGGCGGGCCGCGAUGCGAGCGGCGGCGCGGUGAAGCGGGGCCGCGGCGGGGGAAGGAGAGGGCAGCCCCCCGGGCGGCGGGCCUGCGCUAGCCGUGCCCCGGCGACAGCGGAGAGAAGCCGGGCUGCGCGACGCCCCGCUGCCGCCUCCUCCCUCCCGCCCUGCACUCACCCCCUCCCCCCCGGAGCCGCUCCCUCGCCGCCUCCCUUCCCUCGGCUCCAUCCCUUCCCUCGGCUCCAUCCCCUCCCCGCUGGAUGAGGCGGCCCCCUCCCCGCUGCUGACCCCUGCGGACCCCAGCUGUAGGAUGAGCCCGAAGGACUCGCAGGGGGCGAGGCCGCUCCGCUCCCCGAGGAGGAUCUAGUGGGGGGGCACCGACGCGACGCCGCCCCCCGCCAGGCACCUCGUCCUUCAUGGUGGCUCCCUGCGACCACCAUCUCGGAGCAGACGCGCAGCCCGGGGCCCGUGUGUGUGUCUGUGCGCGCCGCUGCCGCGGCCGCCCGAGUGAGGGAAAAUGUCCACUCGGACUCCAUUGCCCACGGUGAACGAGCGCGACACCGAGAACCACACGUCCCACGGAGAUGGACGGCAGGAAGUUUCCUCUCGAACUGGGCGCUCUGGAGCUCGCUGCAGGAACUCCAUAGCCUCCUGUGCUGAUGAGCAGCCGCAUAUUGGAAAUUACAGACUCCUUAAAACGAUUGGAAAGGGGAAUUUUGCAAAAGUGAAACUGGCAAGGCACAUCCUAACUGGCAGAGAGGUUGCCAUAAAAAUAAUUGACAAAACACAGCUGAACCCAACUAGUCUACAAAAGCUCUUUAGAGAAGUAAGAAUAAUGAAGAUCUUAAAUCAUCCAAAUAUAGUGAAGCUAUUUGAAGUCAUUGAAACUGAAAAAACUCUCUAUUUAAUAAUGGAAUAUGCAAGUGGGGGGGAGGUGUUUGACUAUCUGGUUGCACAUGGAAGAAUGAAGGAAAAGGAGGCUAGAGCUAAAUUUAGACAGAUAGUAUCUGCAGUGCAGUAUUGCCAUCAAAAACAUAUUGUUCAUAGAGAUCUCAAGGCUGAAAAUCUAUUGCUUGAUGCAGAUAUGAACAUUAAAAUAGCUGACUUUGGUUUUAGCAAUGAGUUUACAGUCGGAAAUAAACUGGACACCUUUUGUGGCAGCCCACCAUAUGCUGCUCCAGAGCUCUUUCAAGGGAAGAAAUAUGAUGGACCUGAAGUAGAUGUUUGGAGUUUAGGUGUUAUUCUUUAUACUCUUGUGAGUGGAUCUCUUCCCUUCGAUGGACAGAACUUAAAGGAACUUAGAGAAAGAGUGCUAAGGGGAAAAUACAGGAUUCCUUUCUACAUGUCCACAGACUGUGAAAACCUCCUCAAACGUUUCCUGGUGCUAAACCCAACAAAAAGAGGCACUCUAGAGCAAAUUAUGAAGGACAGGUGGAUCAAUGCAGGGCAUGAGGAGGAUGAACUUAAACCAUUUGUUGAACCAGAACUAGACAUCUCGGACCAGAAAAGAAUAGAUAUCAUGGUAGGAAUGGGAUAUUCUCAAGAAGAAAUUCAAGAAUCCCUUAGUAAAAUGAAGUAUGAUGAAAUCACAGCUACAUACUUACUCCUAGGAAGGAAGUCAUCAGAGUUGGAUGCAAGUGAUUCAAGCUCCAGCAGCAAUCUUUCACUUGCCAAAGUUAGGCCAAGUAGUGAUCUUAAUAAUAGCACUGGACAAUCUCCUCAUCACAAAGUUCAGAGAAGCAUAUCUUCUAGCCAGAAACAGCGGCGGUACAGUGAUCACGCUGGACCAUCCAUCCCCUCAGUAGUGGCAUAUCCCAAAAGAAGCCAGACUAGUACUACAGACAGUGACCUCAAAGAGGAAGGAAUUCAGUCAAGAAAAUCCAGCAGUAGUGCUGUUGCAGGAAGAGGAAUUGCACCAGCUAGCCCAAUGCUUGGAAAUGCCAGCAAUCCCAAUAAGGCUGAUAUUCCUGAACGUAAGAAAAGUUCGGCUGUCCCUAGUAAUAAUACUACCCCUGGAGCAAUGACACGGCGCAACACMUAUGUUUGUAGUGAAAGAACCACUGCUGAUAGGCAUUCAGUGAUACAAAAUGGCAAGGAGAACAGCCUGACAGAAAUGUUCGCUUACGCAGCUAGCCCUGCUUCAGUUUGUACCACAUCCUUCUCCAGUGUUCGGCUGCGACAUCAGAAGUCGAUGUCCAUGUCAGCCUCUGUGCACACGAAGAUGAUGUUGCCUCCAAUAGACAAUGGCGCAGAUAACUUCAGGCCUAUCGCUAUUCCCGAUCAGAGAACUCCCGUUGCUUCAACUCACAGCAUUAGCAGUGCGACCACCCCUGACCGUAUUCGUUUCCCCAGAGGAACGGCCAGCCGGAGCACGUUCCACGGGCAGCUCCGCGAGCGCCGCACCGCCACCUACAACGGCCCGCCCGCCUCGCCCAGCCUGUCCCACGAGGCAACGCCGCUCUCGCAGACCCGCACCCGGGGCUCCACUAACCUCUUCAGUAAACUAACUUCAAAACUAACAAGAAGAAACAUGUCAUUCAGGUUUAUCAAAAGGCUCCCGACUGAAUAUGAGAGGAACGGGAGAUUUGAGGGCUCAAGCCGCAAUGUAGCUGUGGAUCAGAAGGACGAGAACAAGGAAGCCAAGCCUCGGUCACUGCGUUUUACCUGGAGCAUGAAAACCACCAGCUCCAUGGAUCCCAAUGACAUGAUGAGGGAAAUCCGAAAGGUCCUGGAUGCCAAUAAUUGUGACUAUGAACAAAGAGAGCGUUUCUUGCUUUUCUGUGUCCAUGGAGAUGGGCACGCGGAAAACCUUGUACAGUGGGAGAUGGAGGUGUGUAAACUGCCAAGACUGUCCCUGAACGGAGUUCGCUUUAAGCGGAUAUCGGGAACAUCCAUAGCUUUCAAAAACAUUGCUUCCAAAAUUGCCAAUGAGUUAAAGCUGUAACAAGAAAAAAUAGUUAAGUUGUAAAUUAGUUAGCAAUUUAAAGUGUUUUUGAGAAUUCCGAUGGAAAUGUAUAGAAUAACAUUUAGGCAAUAACUUCUGCAUCCUUCUGAAUAGUGAUAUUAAAAAAAAAGCUGCUGAGCUGGGAGGGAGAGUUGGACUUUUUUAUAAGUGCACUACAGCAUUAAAGUUGCCUACUAUGUAAAAUA